Piliocolobus tephrosceles (Ugandan red Colobus) is the source of this 3668-nucleotide messenger RNA. RefSeq names its product transmembrane protein 119 (gene TMEM119). The coding region runs from base 685 to 1986 and encodes 433 amino acids. The transcript is spliced from 3 exons. Gene Ontology annotation, cellular component: plasma membrane. NCBI's taxonomy places the organism in Eukaryota, Metazoa, Chordata, Mammalia, Primates, Cercopithecidae. Gene Ontology annotation, biological process: positive regulation of osteoblast proliferation; positive regulation of osteoblast differentiation; ossification. The record is from RefSeq and is a predicted model, not a curated record.
CCCAGGCUGGUCUCAGACUCCUGGCUUAACUGAUCCUCCUGCCUUGGCUGCCUGAAGUGUUAAGGUUACAGGCGUGAGCCGCGGUGACAUACAAUCCGGCUGGGCUGUAUGUUGCGUGAUUCUAAUGAUAAGAAGUUCUGGAGAAGAUCAGUGGUUACUCUUGGGGCUGGGAAAUGAUUAGGAGGGGCUCGCAGGAACCCUCUGGUAUGAUGAAAACAUGUUUUAUUUUGGUCUGGUUGGUUGUCAUAUGGGUGUCUGCAUUUGCCAAAACUCAUUGAACUGCAUUUUUACAAUUGGUGCUUUUUACUGUGUGUAAAAUACACCCUAAGAAGCAAGCAAACCAAUAAGCAAGCAGGCAAGCAGAUGAAUUCACCAGGCUGUGUGAGCCCAGAGGUCUGCCAAGGCGUGUGUGAGGGCAGAGGGCCUUGGGCAUGCUUCUUGGAGCUCCACAGUUGCUGUCCCUGCCCCUCCCAGGGACUGGGUGACAGGAAAGCCCAAGGAAGCCACACCUCCUGAGGUCCCCUGUGAAUGUCCUUACCUUCUGUGGCUGUUCCCCCUGCUCAGAGACUAUCAAUGGCUCCCCAUUGCCCAAGUCCACAGGAAGUUUCCAGCUUCCUCACUUGCUGCCCACUCACCUAGUCGUCUGCCUGUCUGGGCAAUCCAGCCCUCUCACUCCCCCCACCCAUGCCCCACGCCUCCUGCCCGCUCUACCUUUUGUCUCCACUUUUAGGGCUCAGCUACCCCAGGCCCUGGAGAUCUAUUUGGAUCCAGCCAUGUCUCUGCGUUCCUCCUUUGCUCGUCCCCCAUCGCCCUACUUCCUGCGGGGCAAUAUUUCACCCCGUCUUUGCCCCAGUCCUGGGCACAGAGACCAGCGUCGUUGGCCAACAGGUGACCUUCCAAGACUUUAGCCCAGCUCCUGCAAAUGUCUCCAACCCUUACCACCCCUCCUUCAGGGGGAUGCUCUGCCCAGGAGGGAGAAGCACAGAACGAGGGGAAGGAGAGGUUCCCUCAGGCUGGGCCUCCGGGGCCACCUGUGCAGGGACCAGGCUCUAUUUGAGUUGGUUGUGUCCCUGCUCCUCAACAUCCCAGGGUCCCCAGACUGCAGCCCUCAAAAUGUUGGGUCCUGGGGGCACCAUGGUUUCGGCGGCAGCCCCCAGCCUCCUUAUCGCUCUGUUGCUGCUCCUGGGGUCUGUGCCCGCUACCGACACCCGCUCUGUGCCCCUGAAGGCCGCGUUCCUGGAGGACAUGGCAGGUAGUGGGGAGGCCGAGGGCUCGUCGGCCUCCUCCCCGAGCCUCCCGCCACCCUGGACCCCGGCCCUCAGCCCCACAUCAAUGGGGCCCCAGCCCACACGCCUGGGGGGCCCGUCACCCCCCACCAACUUCCUGGAUGGGAUCGUGGACUUCUUCCGGCAGUACGUGAUGCUGAUUGCUGUGGUGGGCUCCCUGGCCUUUCUGCUGAUGUUCAUCGUCUGUGCCGCGGUCAUCACCCGGCAGAAGCACAAGGCCUCGGCCUAUUACCCAUCGUCCUUCCCCAAGAAGAAGUACGUGGACCAGAGUGACCGGGCCGGGGGCCCCCGGGCCUUCAGUGAGGUCCCCGACAGAGCCCCCGACAGCCGGCCCGAGGAAGCCCUGGAUUCAUCCCGGCAGCUCCAGGCCGACAUCUUGGCCGCCACCCAGAACCUCAAGUCCCCCACCAGGGCAGCACUGGGUGGUGGGGAGGGAGCCAGGAUGGUGGAGGGCAGGGGGGCGGAGGAAGAGGAGAAGGGCAGCCAGGAGGGGGACCAGGAAGUCCAGGGACAUGGGGUCCCAGUGGAGACACCAGAGGCGCAGGAGGAGCUUUGUUCAGGGGUGCCUGAGGGGGCUCUGGUGGCCGGUGAGGGCCAAGGGGAGCUGGAAGGGUCUCUCUUGUUAGCCGAGGAAGCCCAGGGACCAGUGCAUCCCCCUGAAAGUCCCUGUGCCUGCAGCAGCGUCCACCCUAGUGUCUGAUAGUCCUCCCAGGCUGCCAGCCCUGACUGUCGGGGCCCCAAGUGGUCACCUCCCUGGGCAUGAAAAGACCUUCAGCCCUGACUGCUUCCUGACACUCCCUCCUUGGCCACCUUGUGGUGCCAAUCCCAGCAUGUGCUGAUUCUACAGCAGGCAGAAAUGCCGGUCCCCUGGAGGAAUCUCACCAAGUGCCAUCAUCCUUCACCUCUGCAGCCUCAAAGGGCUACAUCCUAAAGCACAGCUCCCCUGACAAGGUGAGGGAGGGCAUGUGUCCCUGUGACAGCCAGGAUAAAACAUCCCUCGAGGCUGGGUGCGGAGGUUCACGCCUGUAAUCCCAGCAUUUUGGGAGGCCAAGUCCAGACGUCGCUUGAGACCAGGAGUUCAAAACCAGCCCUGGCAACAUUGCGAGACCCCCAUCUCCACAAAAACAAAAAACAGUCCACUAUAUCAGCCACAUCAACUGGGAAUCAUGUCACAGGUCAUUCCUGGGGCAAACAUCACUGCUUUUCCAUCAAGGGAGCAAAGAAUAAGUGGGAGUUUUGGAAGAAUUUGGAUGAGAGACGCUAAGGUGCCCAGCGUUCGUAAGGCAACAUGCAGCCUGGCGUGAAGCAAUAUUUUGGAACUGCAAAUGGUCCCCCUCUUGUGUCUUUUCAAUCCUGAAUAUUUUAGUGUUAUUCUGCCUGUGCUCAGAGCUCCAGCAGCAGAAGUGGGUGUGGUUAAUUAGGACACUUCUGGGAGAGGACCCCUGCACACACUACAACAGGUCCCUAAAUGAGCAUUUCCCAAACUAGAUUCCCUGAGGCACUCUUCGGAAACAAGAUUUUUUUUUUUUUUUUUUUUUUUUUUUUUUGAGACGGAGUCUCGCUCUGUCACCGAGACUGGAGUGCAGUGGUGCAAUCUUGGCUCACUGCAACCUCCACCUCCCAGGUUCAAGCGAUUCUCCUGCCUCAGUAGCUGGGAUUACAGGUGCCCACCACUACGCCCGGCUAAUUUUUGUGUUUUUAGUAGAGACGGGGCUUCACCAUGUUGGCCAGGCUGGUCUGGAACUCCUGACCUUCAGGUGAUCCACCUGCCUCGGCCUCCCAAAGUGCUGGGAUUACAGGCGCGAACCACCUGGCCCAAACUGCUUUUAAAAACAGCUACAGGGUAAAAUCCUGCAGCACCCACUCUGGAAAAUACUGCUUUUAAUUUUCCUGAAGGUGCCCCCUGUUUCUGGUUGGUCCAGGAUUAGGGAUGUGGGGUGUAGGGCAUUUAAACCCUCUCAAGCCCUCCCCAAGCACCCCCUCCCUGGGGGUGAGCUUCUCAUCCCACUACUGCUGCUGGGAUGGGGUGAAUGAAUGGAACUCUUCCUAUCUGGCCUCCAAAGCAGCCUAGAAGCUGGGGGCCUGUGUUUGAAUGGACUUCCGCCCUGGGGGAGUCCGAGGGGCUGGGGGAAGGUUUCUGACUCCCAGCCUGGAGCAGGGGGGCUCUGGCCACCUCCCGUCGCUCACACAUUGUCUGGCAGCCUGUGUCCACAAUAUUUGUCAGUCCUCGACAGGGAGCCUGGGCUCCGUCCUGCUUCAGGGGGGCUCUGGCGGGAGGUCCUCUCCCUCAUCCCUCCAUCUGGGGCUCCCCCAGCCUCUGCACAGCUCUCCGGGUGCUGAGAUAUAAUGCACCAGCACAAUAAACCUUUAUUCUGGCCUGAA